Molecule: messenger RNA, 818 nt
Organism: Paramacrobiotus metropolitanus
Lineage: Eukaryota; Metazoa; Tardigrada; Eutardigrada; Parachela; Macrobiotidae
Exons: 4
Coding region: 164-601 (145 amino acids)
Biological process (GO): sleep; regulation of synaptic transmission, cholinergic; positive regulation of voltage-gated potassium channel activity
Source: RefSeq, a predicted model, not a curated record
ACUGAUAAGUGUGGUGAUUUCACGAUAUUCCGGCCUUCGGUGCGCGCAUCAAAUUAGUUGUGCUAGCGUGAUCAGUGAUUCUGUUACAGUAAUUAUUUAUUACGAAACGUGUUACCCGCCGAAUUUCGUACUCCGUUUAGGUAUCUGCAUUACUGCACAGAGAAUGAGGAACUCGAUUAUUUUUUGUGUUGCUCUGAUCCUGGGUGCCGCUGGGUCACUCAACGCUUUACGCUGCUACGUGUGUACCUCGGCGCAGAGCGGAUGCAGCGCCGACAAUAUGGACAGUGCCUACUCGCAAGAGUGCCCGGCGACCGAUGACAGCUAUAACACCGUGCGGUUCUGCAUCAAAACCGAAAUCGAAGGCACCAACGUCACGAUGCGCGCCUGUGAUUCCGGCUGCAAUGCGAUGGGUACUUGUCUGCGCGGAGAAACCUGCCAGGAUCAGGAGGAGACUGCGAUCCACCUCAAGCAGAAAUCCUGCUGGUGUACCGGGAAUUUAUGUAACAACAGUCCAUCGCUACGGACCGGGACGCCGGUUAUCCUUGCCGUGAUGGUGCCGGUUGCCACUGUCAUCUUACAAAGCCUUACUCGUUUCAUUUAAGGAGCGUUGGUGAACUGUGAUAAUUUUCAAAACUGUGUGGCGUUUUCGCUUAAUUUUGUGCCAUAUACACGACUAUGCCGAGAACUCUCUAGAAUUCUGUUGCGCGACAUACCGACGCGGACAACUGUUUAGUUUAUUACUGAACUUGCAAAACGCAUCUGAACCUAACUUUAACUGCAAAAUGGUUUUAUUACUUUACGAAUGAAGCACACUGUGU